Molecule: messenger RNA, 198 nt
Organism: Acaulospora colombiana
Lineage: Eukaryota; Fungi; Glomeromycota; Glomeromycetes; Diversisporales; Acaulosporaceae
Source: the annotation of a GenBank genome assembly
AUGUCGGAUGUGCAAGCACUUGACGAAAAUCAGCAAAUACCAUAUGAUCAUUUCUAUCUUUCUCAGACAGAGGAGCAUUAUUUGGCCUGGAUGUUAAUUGAUCCUUUGGAUGAUCUUUAUAAUGGUCCAAUUCUGACGUUAGGUCCUAACAGUCCAGAAUUAUUGCAGAAAAAUUUGGCUAACGUGAUUUGCUUAUAA